CACGCAUGCGCAUUACAGCAGUCUGUUCGAAACCAAGCGAGGGAAAACAAACACAACUCCUGCAAACGUCACCUUGACGUCAUGCCUCAGCGUGUGCUGUUUGAGGGGGCGGGGCCAGACGCCCAGGUACCAACACACCUGACCGGGAUUUCCAUCUCGCUCAUCAGCACCAGCACCGACUACUCCAACAAAACAGUCAAGGGGAACGUGGUUGGUAAAGGCCCGCUGGUGUCGUUAGCAUCUGACAACUUCAUCCUGAAGACUGUCAUCCAAGAAGAUGAUCCCUCGCCAAACGCCUCAUCUCAAAACGCCUCGAUCAACGUCGUCCUGUUCGGAGCGCUGGCCAAGGACUUCGAUCAAGCUGUCAAUCAAGGGGAUGUGGUCGUGGCCUCUGGCUUCACUGUGGGCAAAUCCCCCACAGCUCACAAGGACAAGCUGCACCCCUGUAACCUGCUGCUGUCAGGAGACGACGCCCGCGUUUAUGUGUCCCGCCUGCCGCUGCCGCCUCCUCCUGAUCCCAUAUCCCCAUCGGCUGACAAGAGGAGCUCUGCGGUCUCCGUUGAGGUUUCCAGGACGACCAAAGCUCCAAAAUACACGUACGUCCGACUGGGCGACCUGAAGGACAAAGCUGUGGUCAACGUGUACGGAGUGGUGGUCUUCUUCAAACAGCCGUUCAAGAGCCGCGGCACAGACUUCUGCUCCAGCCUGAAGAUUACCGAUCAGUCAAACCAGAAGAUCGGCUGCACCAUAUUCUGUGAGAGGCUGGAGGACCAUCCCCAAAUCUUUCAAGUCGGAGACAUCGUCCGCCUGCACAGAGUCAAGGCUCAGUUCUUCAAUAACUCCAUGACGCUGGUCAACACCCAUGGUUUCUCUGUGGUGACGUUUGACGGGGCGGAAGGCGGAUCCAUGGAGCCGCGGACCUCCAGCCGCUCCUUCCACUUCGACCAGGAGGACCGUCGGACGGUGGAGGAUCUGCGAUCGUGGGCCGCCAGUGAGGCUCUCCUCCCCUCGGGUCCCCCAGUCCCUCUGUCUGCCGUUCAGCCCAAAGCUUACUUCGACCUGACCUGCCAGCUGCUGGCCAAAGCUCCCAUCGACACCACCUGCACCCUGCUGAGGGUGUGGGACGGGACCAGGUGUGAUCACACUCUGCUGAAGGUCAUAGUUGAGCCGAACGUCACAGAGGGACCGUCUUCCUUCUCUGAAGAGAGAGAGAGCCUCAUCGCCAACAUCCUCGUCUACGACAACCAUGUGGAGUCCGCCAGGCAGCUGAAGCCCGGGGACUUCCUGAGGAUCUUCAACCUACGAGCGAUCCUAGGAUCCAGUAAGGUGCCGGGUCUCACCAGCAGCCAUCCGGAGGAGGUGGAUCACCUGGCUUUUCACCUGCAUGGAGGGACGGCGUACGGCAGGGGGAUCCGGGUUCUUCCAGAAAACAGCACCGACGUGCAGGAACUGAAGAGAGUGAUGGAGGCCCUCCCACAGGAUGACGAGGGCGGCUUCUCCGAGCUGAAUGACUCCGAGUUGAUGGAGAUCUGGAGCACUCCGCCAGAGUCUCAAGAUGCUGAACCAGUGGAGUGCAGCACAGAGAGAAUCUGUGGCCACGACACGCAGCCAGCGACCCUGUCCGAGCUGAAGCGGUCCGAUCCGGGUCGAGUUCACCACGUCAGAGUCCAGCUGAGAUCCUAUGAGCCGCGUAGACUCCACCAGGCUCUGAAACUCUACUGCAGCAAGUGUACAUCAAUGCAGGAGGUCCCAGAUGAUGAACUGGUGGCGCGUCUCUUCUCUGAGGCGUCCCAGGACUCUGGACCCUGCAGCCUCCCACCGUGGGCGCUCUCUGGGCGGGUCGUUGUCCCCGGAGAUUCCCCAAGAUCCCCGAAGCGAGCGCUGAGUGUUCACCUGUCCACAAAGCUCAUGUGCGAGGACAAAACCAAGGAGCUCAUCUUCCUCAUGGGUUCGACUCUGGAGGAAACGUGUCGACUCGCCGCCGGCUACCAGAACAUCGUCCCUGUGGGGUCAUCGGGAGGUCACCUGGCUCUGCUCGACCUGUCUGCACCUUUCCUGUUCAGAGGCAGGAAGAGAUACUACGGGUGUAAGCAUUGCUCCGAGGGUACAGUGAGGGAACCUCUGUGUGCUGAAGGAGUCGAGCUGAUCGAUGAGAAGGUCAUUGCAGAAGCUCUCGGCGUUCAGCUGCUGCAGUUCGUCCUGCUGAUGAAGCUCGAGCUGCAGGACGCCACCGACACGCUGGACGUCUUCCUGUGGAGAGACGCCGAGUCGUUCUUCGGUGUGUCGGCAGAGGACGUAGCAGCCAAUCAGGAGGCUCAGAACAGCAUCCAGAAAACAAUGGACUCCCUGUGUCCAGCAGGGGGCAGCACUGGUGAGCGUCCGUGGAUGGAUUUGUGUCUGACAGCGUACCGAGGAGAGGAUGACGGGGGCCAGAACCAAACCUGCUAUCAGAUCUGCCACAGCGCCAUCACCAAACCCACCGCCACACCGUCCAACGCCAACCCCGCCUGAACCACCUGCAGGUCAAAGAUCACCGGUUGAACCAGAGUCCUGCAGAAAGAACAAAACAUUUUUUUAUAUUUCACAUCCUUUGUGUUUUUUAUUUGUUAUUUAUUGUGUAAAACAAAAUAAAUGUACAUAAAACGUUGCUGCAAAAAUGUAUAAAACUGCUGACUGACGUGUGUUUUCACAGAGCCUUUCAAUAAACGUUUUACUUUUUAGUACAAA
Sebastes umbrosus (honeycomb rockfish) is the source of this 2727-nucleotide messenger RNA. RefSeq names its product protection of telomeres 1 homolog (gene pot1). Gene Ontology annotation, molecular function: G-rich strand telomeric DNA binding; telomerase inhibitor activity. Gene Ontology annotation, biological process: regulation of telomere maintenance via telomerase; telomere capping. The transcript has 20 exons. The coding region runs from base 82 to 2511 and encodes 809 amino acids. Gene Ontology annotation, cellular component: chromosome, telomeric region; nuclear telomere cap complex. NCBI's taxonomy places the organism in Eukaryota, Metazoa, Chordata, Actinopteri, Perciformes, Sebastidae. The record is from RefSeq and is a predicted model, not a curated record.